Coniosporium apollinis CBS 100218 is the source of this 804-nucleotide messenger RNA. RefSeq lists its product as uncharacterized. Lineage: Eukaryota; Fungi; Ascomycota; Dothideomycetes. The record is from RefSeq and is a predicted model, not a curated record. The transcript has 2 exons. The coding region runs from base 1 to 804 and encodes 267 amino acids.
AUGACCGAUGUCUCUCGGCCUCGAAAUCGACACCCCCGCACCGUCCCCCUCCAAGUCUUGUCUCUCGGACUGCCACGUACCGGAACAAAAUCUAUGCAAGAGGCCCUCCUGAAGCUCGAUUUCAAGCACACAUAUCAUGGCUUCGAUAUGAUCGACCACCCCGAACACAUGCCGCGCUGGGAGGAGGCGACGGAUGCGAAAUACUUCAAGAAGGGGAAGCCGUAUGGCCGCGAAGAAUGGGACGACUUGCUGGGCCAUUGCGCGGCUACAACGGAUUCGCCGUGUGCGCUCUUCUGGGAGGAGUUGUUGGAGAGUUAUCCGGAGGCUAAAGUAAUCCUCGUCCAACGAGACAUUGAAAAAUGGUAUGCCUCCUUCGACGAUGGCGUAAUCUCCUCGACCUGGGGCCCCGGCACCGAUAUCAUUGUGAACUAUAUCGAGCCCGCGUUGGGCGUGAACAUCGGACGGACAUGCCGCAAGAUGCUGCUUGGCUUCUUUGGCGCCUCGAAUCCCGACGAAAUCCGCCGGAAUGCCCGAGAUGUGUACCUACAGCAUUACGGAAAGAUAAGAGCAGCGGUACCAAAAGAGCGGCUGCUAGAGUAUCAGUUGGGCAGCGGAUGGAGUCCGCUCUGUGAGUUUCUGGGGAAGGAUGUGCCAAAGGAGGAGUUUCCUUGGGUCAACGAGGCUGCAGCGCUGAAGGAGAAGAUUGAUGCGAUCAAGAAGGAGAAAUUCCUUGCUGGGGCAAAGAUGAUUGCGCCGGUCCUGGCAAUGGCCGUUGCUGCAGUCACAUAUUGGUAUCGCCGAUGA